UAUAUAGAUUUAUUUUAAAAGGAAGUUCGCAUUGCUUCCAUUAUAUCAUUGUAAUACUAGUUAUAUUAAAAUGAUUACAAAGCUGUGGAAAAAGAUAUUCAUCUGCGUAGCACCUAAUACACACUGUACACUGAUUGGGAAACCCAUUAGAGUACAUCAAGAGGGUCACCAAACUAGUUAGGGACAAGAUGGAGGGUUUUCAGAACUGCAAGUUUCACACCAGCACUACAUCUCACCCCCAUGAGGUGGGCGUGGGUGGUGGGUUCAUUUACAUCAGAGGAAAGGCCACCAGAAAGGCGCAACUGCUUCACACGCUGUGGGUAGUGGAAUUAGAAUCAAGGCCUUUGUCAAAAAAUAACAACUUCUGAAAAAGAUGUGGACUUUGUAGGUAAACAGACCUAGAUCAAACCCAGGGGAUGCACUGUACGGGGGUCCAGGGGCCUGGAAGCCCUAGCCGAAUGCCCACGAGGAUUACAUUACCAACAUUCGGCAUUCUGGCCAAACUAUUAGGGGUUCUAAGAUUCUGCUAAUUAUGCUGAGGUCCAGGCUGGGAUGGGGAGGUGUCAGGAUCCCGGGCAGUGAUGGGUCACAAUCCCUGAGCAGAGUCCGCCUGUGCAAACCCUCACCCAGGGACGGCUACACUCCCACUGGCUAGAGUCGCCAGGCCUGAGGAGCCAUGUGCUGGCCGAGGACAUGGGGCCAGAUCUUCCUGCCGGUUUUACUUUCCCUCUUUCUAGUCCAACUGCUUAUCAGCUUCUCAGAUAAUGGUUUUUCCCAAAUGUACAGAAAAAGAAAGGAGGAGAAACAGAAACGAAAGUCUUCGAUUGAAGAAGCAUGUACUCAAAAGAAUAGUUGUCAGUUGUGCACAGAAGAUAAGAAAUGUAUUUGGUGCAAUGAAGAAAAGGUUUGCAAAAAAUUUUGUUUUCCAUUUGCUGGGUGUCCAUUCAAUUCUAUAUUUUGGUCAAACUGUAAAGUUGACAUGUUUGGAAUCGUGAUGCUGAUACUCACAGGAAUAUUAUUGAUAGCUUUUCUGUGGUAUUGCUGUGCCUAUUACCAUUUCAUGCAUGAAUAUAGAACCAACAUUUAUUCAAGAGGAGUAACGGUUCCUGUAAACACCUGGAAUGUUGGUGGAUAUGAGGAAUAGAUAACAGAUCUUCCAGAGAAAGAAGUGUCUUCAAUGGUAAAGUUCCCAAAGAGGAUAUCACAUGAAUUUCCUACAUGUAAUCCGCCCCCCCCCCCAUCUAUUAAACAACUUUGCGGGAAUGGAAUUUGCAUUAUUAAGAAAGAAAAUGGGAAAUCAAAUCUGUAAAAUGUAGACAAAUUUUCAAUACCUGAACAUUUAAUAAAAGACGGCAGAAAAUGAAGAUACAAUAGUGCCUAAAUAAAGCUGUUUUAGAAAUCUGA
Molecule: messenger RNA, 1404 nt
Organism: Marmota monax (woodchuck)
Lineage: Eukaryota; Metazoa; Chordata; Mammalia; Rodentia; Sciuridae
Gene: Pttg1ip2
Product: PTTG1IP family member 2
Exons: 6
Coding region: 677-1144 (155 amino acids)
Biological process (GO): protein import into nucleus
Cellular component (GO): cytoplasm; nucleus
Source: RefSeq, a predicted model, not a curated record